AUGUAUGGACUUGUCAAGGAAUAUGCUGAUAUAUUCCUAGACAAGAUGCCGGACGAAUUGCCAUCUGUCAGAGGCAUUCGUCAUGUGAUUGACAUACUUCCUGGUUUGAAGUAUUGUAUCACACGGCAGUGGCCGUUGCCAAAAGAACAAGUCAUUGCGAUUGACGAAUUCUUUGCGCAGCGACAGAAGGCUGGUCAUGUGCGUGAAAGUAAGUCUCCGUAUGGUAGUCUAUAUUUCUCUGUGAUGAAAGCCACAGAUGGUUGGCGCACUGUUCACGCUUUCAAUAAAUUGAGCGAUGCGACCAUACCUGUCCAGACUCCGAUUCCUCGCAAGGAUAUGACUCCUGAUGGAAUGUUUGGCAGUACUAUAUUCAGUGCGAUCGAUCUGAAAGAUGGGUUUUGUCAGAUACGAAUGCGCGAAAGUGAUACAGCACUAACUACAGUCAGUACCCCCAGUAGUAUGCUGUGGAAAUGA
Plasmopara halstedii is the source of this 474-nucleotide messenger RNA. RefSeq names its product reverse transcriptase. The transcript has a single exon. The record is from RefSeq and is a predicted model, not a curated record. NCBI's taxonomy places the organism in Eukaryota, Oomycota, Peronosporomycetes, Peronosporales, Peronosporaceae. Bases 1 to 474 code for a protein of 157 amino acids.